This is a messenger RNA of Ceratina calcarata, 297 nucleotides long. RefSeq names its product putative G-protein coupled receptor No9. Bases 4 to 231 code for a protein of 75 amino acids. NCBI's taxonomy places the organism in Eukaryota, Metazoa, Arthropoda, Insecta, Hymenoptera, Apidae. The transcript has 2 exons. The record is from RefSeq and is a predicted model, not a curated record.
AUCAUGUCACCGAAAAGGGCGAGAUUGCUGGUGGCAACUGUGUGGAUCUUGAGCUUCGUCAUCUGCUUUCCACCGUUGGUCGGCUGGAAAGACAAGCGGUCUUAUCCUGCAUAUAACGUGACGUUCGGACAGAACGGUCCCUUCAACACGACGACCAUACUGGUCCCAGUGAAACCGUGUCCGUGGAUCUGCGAGCUCACCAACGACGCUGGCUAUGUAGUUUACAGGUAAGAGGAGAUAAAAAAGUCGCAAAUAAAAGAAUAUUGAUUUAGUAAUUAUAUUAAGAAUUAAGGAAGC